This is a messenger RNA of Harpegnathos saltator (Jerdon's jumping ant), 1773 nucleotides long. Its product is annotated as metaxin-2. Gene Ontology annotation, biological process: mitochondrion organization. The record is from RefSeq and is a predicted model, not a curated record. Gene Ontology annotation, cellular component: SAM complex; cytoplasm. Bases 74 to 1018 code for a protein of 314 amino acids. Lineage: Eukaryota; Metazoa; Arthropoda; Insecta; Hymenoptera; Formicidae. The transcript has 4 exons.
UAGGUUAUGAUUCGGCCAUUGCUGUGCCCAUUCGUGACGCUCACGCGCGGCAGUUAGAAAUUCUGGGACGGCGAUGAUAGGAGAAUCGCGUAGUCGCGAGGGUCUGCUUACUUUAGCGAUGCCUCAGGUAUUACUGAGCGACGUGGCGGUCACGAUGGAGCUGGAAGCAAGUCAAGAACCAUGGCCCCAGCCGAUCAUUCUGUACCAACCGUACGAGGUAGAGCAGAUUUUGCUGCCUGACAAUGCAAAUUGCCUGGCGGUGCAGGCUUUUCUCAAGAUGUGUGAGCUGAAAUUUGAGAUAGAACCGAGGAAGAAUGCGGAGUUCAUGUCACCGUCUGGCCGGGUGCCAUUUAUUAAAUGCGGCGGCAAGUUGAUAUCCGAAUUCGAUGCUAUAGUGACGCAUAUAGGGAGCAAGGUAACGAGCCUGUCCAGUCAUUUGGACCAUGAAGCCAGAGUGGAUAUGAGAGCAUAUGUGUCCUUGGUAAACAAUGUAUUUGUAAAUGCGGAACUAUAUGUAUGCUGGGUGGACGAAGCUGUUUUGAAUACAGUGACAAAGCCCAGGCAUGGAAGUGUAUAUCCGUGGCCACUUAACCAUUACCUGAAUUGGCAAAAGAGAAGAGAGGUCAUUAAGAAGCUCAGUGUGCUUGGUUGGUACAACAAAAGUUUGGACCAAGUGUUUGAUGAUGUAAAGAAAUGCUGCAUUGCUCUGUCAGAGAGGCUGGCAGACGAGGAGUUUUUCUUCGGGAAAAAACCUAAUGAGUUGGAUGCUUUGGUGUUUGGUCACAUAUUCACGAUAAUCACAACGCCGUUACCCAACAACGAGCUGGCUAAUAUCGUUAAGGGCUAUCCGAAGCUCGUCAACCUCUGUAAACGCAUCGAGACUAGCAUUUUUCCUCUUGAAGCUAUAGAGUCAAAAGCAAAAGAGUCAAAAGCAAAAGAGUCAAAAGAACGUAGUGAAACGCUGGAGCUCAAGAAUAAAGUCAAUGAUCCAGGCGAGGAUUUAGUUAAGAAAAAAUAAUAUGGUAACCUUUCCUGAACUUGACUAAAUUCAAAUUUCACGUACCGAGCGAUCGCAUGUCGGGAGAAAUUGAUGUGUAUAGAAUCUUGAAGACUGUUUCGAUUAGAUGUAAAAUUCACUUGCCGCAAGGCGCACAUCAUUUAGCAUGAUCAAUCUGUCCGUCGUGUUAUUUAUAUACUUAUUAAUUACAGCUGUAAUUAUACGAGAUAUCAGUAUUGUAUGUUGUUAAGUACAAAAAAGGUGUGAAAUUAAUAUACUGGUGCCGAUAAUUCGCAGCAGGGUAGAAGAGAAAAGAAUCUAGUCAAUACAACCACUCUCCCAUAUCCAUCUCUGUAUAUGUCGCACGCCGGGAAGUGACGCCAUCGCUGACGUAACACGUGGGUAAUGGCUGCAUGCGUAAAAUAUGAUUCCCUGGUAUAUAAUUUCACGAUUCUAACGUGUGAUAUACGAUCGAGUACUUCUUGUCUCCAGCGUUUCAAUUCUCACACGAAGCGAACAUGCCUGUAUACCUUUGUAAUUUACACCCCUCUCGUCAAUUUACUUCUACACGUAGUGACAAACGUCGCAGGGGAUGAUUGAUGAUCGUGACACGCAAGAUAACAAUAGAAUGCACAAUCGUGUGAUGUACAAGACGUUCAGGGCGAGAUUAGUUAAACAGACGACGCGGGCGAUCUCACGAAUAACAAUCUGCUUUAUUACUAUAAUGUAUUUGUGCAUAAUGUGUGGUUGUUAUAAUCUUAAAGUAUGAUAGACAC